GCUGCACCUGACUGAUUAUCGACAAAGAGGAGACCAAAUUUGUUAUUGAUGCUUCGUAUUCUUUGACAAGGAUCCCACUGAGUGCAUCAGAGCUCCUGGACACACAGAUGAUUUCUUUCCAGCAGCAUCAAAGAUUUCCCUUCGAGAGGUUUUAAAUUACGCAGGCAGAAUAUCGAAGUGUUAACGGCUUUGGGGAUUGCACAGAGAGCAUUUAAGGAUCAGGAUUCAUCCUCACAGCCAGGAUGAUGAUGUGUUGUCUACAAACUCUGCUGCUGCUGUUGCUGAGGCUCUCGGGCUUGGCCCUGACUGCCCCUACAACACAGAACAAUUUCUUCUACCAUGACUUCCUCAGUGGAAAUGGCAACAAAGAACUUCAUUUCAGUGGUGUGGAGCUCCAUGUGGACUCUGCUCAGCCCUCAGUAUCUGCAGUCAGAGGGGGCAGUGCCACCAUGCCAUGCAGGUUUUGGUAUGAGCCUGAGCUGAGCUCGCAAAGAGAUGUGCGGGUUAAGUGGUCCUGGCUGCCUGCUGCUGGGGGACAUGAGACAGACGUGCUGGUGGCUUUGGGCUCUCGCUGUCACAGUUUUGGGGCCUUCAGUGGUCGUGUGCAGCUCAGACAGGAUUUCCCAGGAGAUGCUGCACUUGUGAUGACUGACCUCCAGCUGAAUGACACAGGCCGUUACCGCUGUGAGGUGGUGGACGGAGUGGAGGACAAGAGCUCUUCAGUUUAUCUGGAGUUACGAGGUGUGGUGUUUCCCUACCAGCACCCUCGUGGUCAUUAUCAGCUCAGCUUUCUGGGAGCCCAGCAGGCCUGUGAGGAGCAGGGCUCCACGCUGGCCACCUUCACACAGCUCUUCCAGUCCUGGAAAGAGGGUCUUAAUUGGUGCAGUGCAGGCUGGCUGGCUGACGGAACAGUCCAGUACCCCAUCACCCGGCCUAGAGUGCCCUGUGGGGGGCAUGGCCUCGCCCCAGGUGUCCGGAGCUACGGCAGGCGGCACCUGCAGCUUCAUCACUAUGAUGUCUUCUGCUUCUCCUCUUCGCUGAGAGGUAAAGUCUACUAUCUUCAGCCCUCUCACAAGAUGAAUCUGACUGAGGCUCAGCAGGCGUGUCAGGAGGACGGAGCCGAGGUCGCCAAAGUCGGGCAGCUCUAUGCUGCCUGGAAACUCACAGGCCUGGACCGCUGUGACGCUGGCUGGCUGGCAGAUGGAAGUGUUCGGUACCCCAUCACCAGGCCACGGAGAAACUGUGGUCCCUCUGAGCCCGGGGUGCGCAGCUUUGGCUUCCCACCUCCUCAGCACAAGCAUGGAGUCUACUGUUACAAGUCCGCUGAUGAAUGAAUCUAGGUAACCGUCAAAAAAUGUUUCCUCAUGAGCUGCUUCAUAUGUUAAUAUGGAAACUGAAGAUGAUGAACACAAGAGGUAAGCAGGAAAACAUGCCACAAAGUUAUAUUCAGGCUACUUCUUCAGACAUGCCCCAUUUUUUUCUUGUGGUUUUAUUCCCUAUUUUUCUAUUAAUAUGUUCUGUGUGAAAUUCUCUUGUUGGACGUGUAAUGCCUUUAUUACGAUGUUGACUCACUGUUGAUGCUAUAAGCUAUUGAAAUUACUCUGCAGACUUGAGUUGAGAUAAUUCUGUUUCUCAAAAAAAUCUACUGUAUAACCAUGUACCUCAAGUGAUUUUCACAUCACUCAAUUUUUA
This is a messenger RNA of Epinephelus lanceolatus (giant grouper), 1692 nucleotides long. The record is from RefSeq and is a predicted model, not a curated record. NCBI's taxonomy places the organism in Eukaryota, Metazoa, Chordata, Actinopteri, Perciformes, Serranidae.